GUUUGGCGCGCUUUUGCUUUGACAGAGCCAAAGCACCGGCCACGGCUCAAAUUACGAGCCGUGUGGCAUCGACAGUAGCGACACCAGUCGCCUUGCUCCGGGCGCGCGGCGAGGCAAGCGCGUCUCGCGGCUAGCGCACCUCAAAACACGCCAAGAGCGCAUCCCGCCGCGCACACCAUGUUCUCCUUCCCCUUACUGACGAACGCCGAGAUCUUGGCAUGCCUCGACGAGUUAGAGUUAGGCUUCACGGAGGCCAUGCUCCUAAACCCGGAGAAGCACCGCGACGAGGUGCGCAACGUCUUCGAGCAGCUCGCCGAGCUGUGCUGCGGUUUAUCCCGAGAAGAUGUAGCAAGGCACGCGCGCAUCGACGUGGACAGAUUGCCGUACGCGCAGCUCCACGAGGAGAGCGUCGUGGAAUUAGCUGUUUUCCGAGGCGUCGCGGAUCUGCUGAGGAGAUCCGGCGUGGCCGACUUCGGGCUGCGGGACUGGCACGCGCCCUCCACCAAACGCCUCAAGAAGCAUUUGAGUGGUGUGAUCAAUUUUGCUAAAUUUCGGGAAGACCGAUUGGCGGAGUACGUGCAAUUGUGCCAGCAGCGCGACGCGAUCAUCGAGGACGCUUCAAAUGCGCAGCGGGACGCGCUGGAGGCGCAGGACGAGGUUUCCAAUGUGGAGCGGGAGACCUACGACGCUCGUCAAGAGGUCGCGUCCGCAGAAGACGCCACUGCCGUUUUCGAGACCGACGCCGCGGCGUUUGGUCGGAUUGUUGCGUCCGCCUCCGAGAAACGAGACGAUUUAGUAGAUGCCGCUCGUGUAUUGGCGGAGGACAUCACAAAUUCGUUAGAAGAAGUUAGGUUGCGAGACGAGGAAUGCGCGCGGCUCCGGGACACCGCGCCCGUGCAGACGCCCGAGGAACUCGAAAGUAGGAUCGCGGCCAUGCACCAGGAGUUGGAGGCCAUUGAUUCAGCGCAUGCCGACCACUCUUCCGAAUUGGAGCGGGCCAUGACUGAAGCGAGGCGCUGCGCCGAGGCCGCGCCAUUGAUCCAGCGAUGCGCUUCUGCCGUCGAAGCUGUGGAAGCGGACGUCGCGGCGCAUCGCGCGCGGUUAGCUGAAUUACGGGACGUCGAGAGGCAAGGCGAUGGGGCAAGGGCCGAAAUCAGGCAGCUCGACGACUGUCUCAAAGUGGCCGACGGCAACGCGGACUUGGCGCGGAAACGAGUUGAUGAUUGUGCCGAGCAAGCUAGAUUGCGGGCCGACCGGGACGCGCGCGCGUUAUCGGUCUUGCGGGACGAGCUCCAGCGGUUAGAAAGGGAGGCCGCUCCUAGACAAGCGUUGAGGCGCCACCUCGAAGCUCGAGCGGUAGAAGUGAGGAAGAAUGUACAGGUCGAGGACGUGGCCGAGGACGCGUGGAUCGACGCGUGUGCUGCCGAUUUGGCGGCGGCGCUGCGGGCGACGCACGCGUGCGCGCGCGAGCUGCCGCCGCCGCCGGUCCUCGCGUAGGUGGUACUAAGUUCCGGUGGGG
Molecule: messenger RNA, 1519 nt
Organism: Pelagomonas calceolata
Lineage: Eukaryota; Pelagophyceae; Pelagomonadales; Pelagomonadaceae
Source: the annotation of a GenBank genome assembly